GAGCCGUCGGCCCCCCCCCCCCGGCACAUUCGUUCCCUAUCUUGUUAUAACAUAUCCAUCGACGACCGUGCAACCCUUUUGUCCAAUUUAAGUUUUUGACAUCGUGUCUCAGAGCUACUCAGACAAGGACCGCAAUACACGAUGAUCGUCCGGCUGGGGACUUGGGCCGAUCUCGAGGCCAUGACGGCCGUCCUGAUCGCGGCCUCGCCGCUCGACCCGGUCUACCCGUACCGCUUCCCGGACCGGCACCUGUACCCUGCUGAAUUCGCGGCCGUCUGCCGGCAGAAGUGCGUCGAGUACCUCGAGACCAGCACCGUGGUCGUCUGCGAGCUGCCCGUCGACGCCUACGGCUCCGCCUCCGAGGUUGUCGCCUUCAGCGCGUGGGACCUGCCUCUGGCAGCGCAGCCUGCGAACGCCCCCCGCCGCAGCACCGUCGGCAACCUGACACGACAGUCGGCGUUCCGCGCCGCCCUGGCCGAGCACAAGCAGACCCUCUUCGACGCGCGCUACGGCUACGGCGGGCACGUCUUCCUGCGGAUCCUGCUGACCCACCCGCGGCACCAGCGGCGCGGCGCGGGCACCGCGCUGGCCUCGUGGGGCGUCGGGCGCGCGCGGGCCCUGGGCGCCUACGCCACCGUGUUCGCGAGCCCCAUGGGCCUGCGCCUGUACCGGCGCCUCGGCUUCCGCGAGGUGGGGCGGUGCCGCAUCCGCGUCGAGGGCGACGCCGAGACGCUCGAGCUCCCCGCGCUGGCCAGGCCGCCCGGCCCCACGGGCGCCAUGCGCGAAGCCACCGAGGGCGUCGCCGCCAAGCUGGACGGGCUCGUCUGCGGGCGCAGGGUGAGCGAGUGCGCCGUCGGUGGCGGUGGCGGCGGCGGCUGGGACGGGAGGGACGGGAGGGAUGCCAGCACGGUGUGUGGUUGAUGGCGGCGCCGAUGCCGUCGGGUUGUCGCCGUCAUCGGUUCCUUCG
Molecule: messenger RNA, 967 nt
Organism: Thermothelomyces thermophilus ATCC 42464
Lineage: Eukaryota; Fungi; Ascomycota; Sordariomycetes; Sordariales; Chaetomiaceae
Exons: 2
Coding region: 142-921 (259 amino acids)
Molecular function (GO): acyltransferase activity, transferring groups other than amino-acyl groups
Source: RefSeq, a predicted model, not a curated record